GGGCGGCUGGGCCCCAAGUCGGACGUUGAGUACUUCGAGUGGGUGAACGAACACUUCCUCAUCAGCGACGACUACCAUCUGUCCAUGCUGAGUUCGGCAGGGGCUUUCGCCGUGGAGCGACACUCGGAGAACAAGGAGGGCAGGGGCUCCAAGGCCAGCGUGACGGAGUUGGCGAAGUCGGCGUGGGCCAAGGGAAUUCGCCAGGAGAUGCGGAGUCCGCCUUGGCUCGCGCAGUCGGCGUCGGUAGGCGACGACGAGACGUUCACAGCCCUGCACUGGGGGGCGCUGUUGACGGCGACGAAGGAUUGCAUGCUGAGGGACGUGGGCAAGACCGACGUCAGGGUCCAGGAGUCGCUCAAUAAGAAGAUCAAGGGCUGCAGGCUGUAUUCUCGCCGCAGCAGCAAGGGCGCGGCCAAAUUUCUCGCGCGUUACGGCAGCGGCCCCAAUGAAGCGGCGACGCCGACGACGAUCAUCCAGGUCUUCGGUUACACAUCCGACGUCCAGACGAGCUUCGAUUCGGGGAAACCCGCCAUGAAGUGGUGCUCGGUCAUGUACAAGGACAGCCAGAAGAUCAUGAUUGACGUCGGCGAGUGCAGGGGGGAGUGGGUAUGGGGCGUGAUCGCCAGGAGGUUCAGGUACGAGGUUGUUGCAAACAAGACGCCGUCCACCUCGUUCGACCGCGUCCGACGCUCCGCAGCCGACGUCGUCAGGAUUCUCAGGGACGACCACCCUGAGUACAUCCCAGACUUGGUGCUCCUCUGCAUGCCGCGGCUGCUGGGCAACUGGGAACAGAUCGUGGAGCAGGACGAGAAGGAGGCGAUGGCUGUUGCCAGGGCCAAGUCGUUCUUGAGUUACCUGGCCGAGGUGUACAAGCCCCUGGCGAGAAUCGACGAAAAGCAGCUUCAUCUCGUCGGCGACGUCAAGGCCAUCGCACUGCAUGGCGCGCUCCUUGGCAGCGUGAAGCUGCGGGUGAAGGGAAGCAGCUACAAGACGGUCAAGGGCUUCGAGGGAUUGCGUGCUGCUUUCAUCAAGCACAUGACCAAGCGUGCCCUCAUCCCUCGCUACUCCGACCCGAUUACCGACAGCUGUGCCGAGGAAGCCGCUGAUGUUGAUGGAGGCUCUGCCAUGACCGAAGAGGUUGCGGCCCCCGGAAUCGACGAGAGCAAGCAGACCGUCGAGCAGAUAGUCAACCACCUGAUCACGGGCGCGUGCAUCACCAAGCCGAUGGCUGCCAACCUCUCAGCGGCGAGCGCUUUGAACCAAGUGAUGAUGGCGAGCUUCAAGAUCCAGGCUGAUCAGGGUGGCAGCUUCGCAGCUGGCGGUGAUGGCGUGCAGCUCAAAUUCUUCGACCUCGUUAUCGAGUCCGUGCUCGGCAAGUACCCCGACUCCUGGGGCGCGGUUGCAAAGUUCAUCGCCAAGGCGAAGCCCAAGUUCUCGGCUUGCCUCAAGGAGACGGCUUUGUCGGGCAGUCGUUGUCUUUAUGAGUCGGUCUGCGCGGAGUUCGUCGAUGGUGAGCUGGAGUGUUUCCCUUCUCGCAUGGUCUCGGCGAUGCGCAUCAAGGUGUGCUUGCACGUGUGCUCGUCGCUCGCCAUGCAGAUGUGCAUGGAGAAGGGCGCCGACGGCAAGAUCGUUCCGAAGAGGUUAUUCCCUGAGGUGUUCUCAAACGCUUGCUCGGACCUUGUGGCCACGAUAGAUAUCAAGAACUUGAAUGGGGACAUUACUGGUAUGAUCGACGCUGCGCCAUCGUGGCAGGAGGCGACGAGAAGCUUCGCCCUUGCCCCCAUCGAGGCCAACACGUUGAUCGAGACGCACAGCCCGAAGCAGUUUGAGGAGAUGCAGCAGAAGUUAAAGGAGGGCCUAACAUCAGCAUCGAACCUCAAGACUGCUUGGCCGAAGCUCCUGCACUCGUACAAGAUCAAGCUCGACAAGCCCCUGGACUACCAGCAGAUCACCAUCCUACCAGCAGAGAAGAAUGUUGCGGUGAACACCAUCAUGAGCGCCUUCAACAAGACACACAACGACGCCGUCGAAGCGUUGCACGUGUUGCAGAAUACGGCCGGCUUCGCGAUGAACAGUGCCUUGAAGAAGUACGUCAAGGCCGGAGAGAGCAUCUACGAGUGGCUGAGCCGCGUGAUGAUGAGCGAGAAGGCGGAUUUGAACAACACCGAGUUGCGCAAGAAGGAGAUCCAGACGAAGUUGAACGCAGCCUUCGCCGAGAUCGCAGGCAAGUGCGGCGAUUCCAAGGAUGACGACUACAUGCUCGUAGCCGAGGAGAAGAAGACCGCGGCUGGACUGUCCAAGAAGGUUAAGCUCGUGCGCAACCUCGACUACUUCAGCGCCAACGGAGACACGCGCGUCUGGCAUCUGCGGGGCAAGGUUGUCGACGAGCAUGUUGCCAGCAACGUCGGCAGGGCGAACCUAGUGGACCUCGGGCGCAGCGAAGGUGUUGGCCCUCGUUUUUUCUUGGACGGCUCUGCGCACCAGAGCUUGAAGAAGAGCGACGCCUGCUUAGGGUUCCUGAUUCGCCCUGCGCAUGCUCCGCCAGCCGACUCCACCGCCAAGAAAGAGGCCAAAUUUACGGCGGGCGUUCGCUCGCAGCUUCCCGUAGCUACUCGCACGUUGCAGUUUGAAGAUCUGGAGAUCACGUUGUCUUCAGGUGAAAUCCUCACCUACAAGUCGGCACACCUGAUGCCGUUGCGCGCCGCGCCCGGCGGUGACCGGCAGACGCCCUACCGCGCGGAGACAGCUCUCGACAAA
Messenger RNA from Prorocentrum cordatum, 2757 nucleotides. NCBI's taxonomy places the organism in Eukaryota, Dinophyceae, Prorocentrales, Prorocentraceae. The record is from the annotation of a GenBank genome assembly.